CCUCUGCUCUAUGUCCCUGGAACAUUCUUGUACUUUUUAAUUCAGCUAAUAGUAAGAUCAACUUUGUACUUUUUAAGGUUUUCAGUGAAGCAGGAAUACCACCUUAUCUGGCUGACUGUGGACCUGGAGCUGGCACUUCAGCCCCAGCCCUCUACCAGGUUAUUGCUCCACCUCACUCCCCGCUCCAACUAACUGCUGUACACACAGGCUUUCAAACAGACCACUAACAGAACUUGAGCGCGUGUUUGUUUUUUUUUAAAUCCAGAUGGAAUUUGAACUCCCAUGAUCUGAACCGUGAAGUGAAAUAACAGUAGUGAGGCUGUCCAGUGUGGGCAAUGGAUGAGGAGGCAGCAAAUGCAGACGCUAGCAGAUCCCCGGCAUCAGAAAACCAGCCUCUUGCAACCGACCUACCAAAUCCAUUGAUGGGUGAUUUUGUUUCUGACUGGUCUCCUAUACAUGAUGCUUCCCUUCACGGGGGACUGCUUGCCCUGAAGAAACUCAUCCAUCAGGGAGCCAGUGUGAAUCUCAUGACAGCAGACUAUGUAUCUCCUCUUCAUGAAGCUUGCUUAGGGGGACAUUCUGCAUGUGUCAGCAUUUUAUUGAAGCACGGGGCCCAUGUAAAUGCUGCAACUAUUGACUGGAAUACUCCAUUGUUUAAUGCUUGUCUUAGUGGCAGUGCAGACUGUGUGAACCUCUUACUGCAGCAUGGAGCCAGCCCACAUCCAGCGUGUGACCUAGCUUCGCCUCUCCAUGAAGCUGCUCAGAGAGGUCACACCAAAUGUGUGGAAUCCCUUGUAGCCCAUGGAGUCAAGAUUGACCACAACAUAAAGCAUCUUGGUACUCCACUUUAUGUAGCUUGUGAGAAUCAGCAGUUGGACUGUGCCAGAAAAUUACUUGAGUCAGGAGCAAGUGUAAAUAGUGGGAAGGGUCUGGAUUCUCCUCUCCACGUGGCUGCUAAAACUUCCAAUGCUGACAUGGUUCAUUUACUCCUUGACUUUGGAGCAAGCACCAGGGCCAAGAAUGCUGAGGGCAAAACCCCAACAGAACUGGCUCCACCCAACAGCCAUCUUGCACAGAUAUUUCUGCAGAGAGAAGGGCCCUUUUCCUUGAUGCAGUUAUGCCGUCUUUGCAUACGGAGAUACUUGGGAUCCAAACAACCACAGAGAAUAAGUGAACUUUUGUUACCAGAUGAGCUGAAACGGUUUCUUUUGUAUCUUUGAAUAUUUUGUAUUUGCUGCCGGAUUAUUAAAGUGUAUCAUUUCUUA
Molecule: messenger RNA, 1265 nt
Organism: Pogona vitticeps (central bearded dragon)
Lineage: Eukaryota; Metazoa; Chordata; Lepidosauria; Squamata; Agamidae
Gene: ASB9
Product: ankyrin repeat and SOCS box containing 9
Biological process (GO): positive regulation of protein catabolic process; protein ubiquitination; intracellular signal transduction
Molecular function (GO): protein binding
Source: RefSeq, a predicted model, not a curated record